UCGGUCUGAGCGGACCGAUCCGGUGAGGAACGCUCUCCUCCGUUUGGUCCCCGGCGCUUCAACAGGUUCGUCCUCCGCGCGCGGCUCUCGAGUUGCUGAACUCCGCGCGUGUGUCUCGCGCGGAUCUGUCGGGACACUCCCGGAGUGACACAUCUGUUGAACGGAGCGCGCGUGAAGCUGGAGUGUCGGACCCCCCCAGCGCGCGCGCCUCUCAUCAAUCAGCCCCGAUGAGGAUCGAUGAGACGCGGGGCGUCGGUUUGAGCGGCUCCUCCUGAUCGGAGCGGAACAUCUGCAGCAGAUCCAGAUGUUCCAGCUGUUUGGACCGGAGAGCUCCAUGAAGCGCUGCUGAAGAUCCGGGUCCAGGAGCCUCCACCUGCUUCACAACACCUGAGGCUGAUGAGAAGCAGACCCCCCGAUCUGAGAAGACCAGAUGAGUGAAGUUUGAUCCUCCCCUCCAACCAGCAUGAGGACGGGACGUGUGUGCGCUGGACAUCAGCUCUGACUCCUGUGGACAUGUCCAGGGUGGAGUAGCGCUCGGGGGGGAGUGUGAUGGUGUUCACCAUGUCUGACGAGGACGUGAUUAACUGCACCAUCAGCCACGAGAUCCACCAGUACCUCUUCUCCUGUGUGUAUAUCCUCGUCCUGCUGGUGGGCAUUCCCUCCAACCUGUACUCCCUGUAUCACGCUGCGCUGCAGCUGAAGCAGAAGAACGAGCUGGGGGUUUAUUUAAUCAACCUGACCGUGUCCGACCUGUUGUACCUGGCGUCUUUACCUCUGUGGCUUCAGUACAUCUUCCAGGAUGAUGAUUGGCGUCACAGAGAGUGGUUGUGUCAGCUGUGCGGUUUCCUGCUCUACGAGAACAUCUACAUCAGCAUCGGCUUCCUGUGCUGCAUCAGCCUGGACCGUUACCUCGCCGUGGUUCAUCCUUUGAGGUUCACGUCUCUCCGCUCCAUGAGUGCAGCGUGGCUCGUCAGUGCGAUCAUCUGGCUGAAGGAGAUCGCGGUCGGCGUGGUUUUCUUCCGACACAAGGAGCUCAGCAGGGACCGCAAGAACCAGUCGGUGUGCUUCGAGCACUACCCCAUGCAGCCGUGGGAAUACCCCAUCAACUACUACCGCUUCACCAUCGGCUUCAUGUUCCCUUUGGCCAUUCUGAUGAUCAGCUACCUGUGUGUCCUGCGCGCAGUGGGUCAAAGUGCAGGAACACAACCCGAUCAGAAGAUAAGGAUCAGACAGCUGGUCAGCAGCACCAUCCUCAUCUUCCUCGUCUGCUUCUCGCCGUAUCACAUCUUCCUGUUAGUGCGCACCAUGCUGGAGCGCGACUGCAACUUCAUCGCAGCCAUUUUCAACUACUACCACCUGUCGCUGCUGCUGACCACCCUGAACUGCGUGGCCGACCCCGCCUUGUACUGCUUCGUGAGCGAAAGCGCGCGCCGCGGCCUCUACAAGGCCGUGUUCAGGCCCGUCGCCAGGGUACUCUGCUGCUGCUGUCGCCGCGGCAACGCCAGCCCCGGAAAUCCAGGCAACGACUCCCACGAGGUGGCCACGGACGGCAACAACGGCCACCCGACGGUGACGCUGCUCACGCACACCAGCACGCUGAACAGCGUGAAGACGGACGCCGUGUGCAAGAACACGAUCAUAAUCACACAAACCGACGAGAAAACUAUCGUACCGCUCGUGGUGCCGAACAGCAGACAGUACGACCAGCAGCUGGGCGUCGACGCGACGUCCGACUGCGUGACGGCCGCAGGAGGAAAGAGGCAAAUGAAGGGGAGGACUGAGGAGCCGGAGUACAACAGCCGCGGUUAUCAGGCGGGAUCCUCUCCGGCGGAGGCCGCAGGAGAGCAGGUCGAAAAACAAAGACUUUAUUUUAAGACUGUGCUGAAGUAGCCCAGAGAGGCCGAGGCCCCGCCCGCCGUGUUUACAUUAUUGCUGUUUAUUAGCAAUUGAUUGAAGAGUUAGGGUUUUUUUUUUUUUUUUUUCAGUUUUCACCAUCUUUAAACUCCAGCCUGACAUUACAAGUCAACAGAGUAUUUUCUGUGAAUGUGAACAACUUGGAUAAUUUUGGUCAUUUAACCGGAAGUACUGAGUUUGAAGCGGUAAGAAAAUUAUGGAAUUAUCACCGGUUUAGAAAAGGGAAACAAACAUUUGCCUGAGCGUGCUGAAAAUCAAAAGAGACACAUGCAACCUGUCUCUUAUUUUGACCCCUAUGAGUUAAUAUCCUGUUAAGCACUUGUAGGAUAAUGAGUUUAAUUUAAAGCGACACUAAGGAACUUUUCAACCUUAAUAAAACAUUUUAAUAUCUUUUGUGAUGAUACAUCGACUUACAACGGGUUGAAUGACCCCUC
Molecule: messenger RNA, 2348 nt
Organism: Salarias fasciatus (jewelled blenny)
Lineage: Eukaryota; Metazoa; Chordata; Actinopteri; Blenniiformes; Blenniidae
Gene: gpr68
Product: G protein-coupled receptor 68
Exons: 7
Coding region: 550-1890 (446 amino acids)
Biological process (GO): cellular response to pH; G protein-coupled receptor signaling pathway
Cellular component (GO): membrane
Molecular function (GO): G protein-coupled receptor activity
Source: RefSeq, a predicted model, not a curated record